This is a messenger RNA of Balearica regulorum gibbericeps (East African grey crowned-crane), 329 nucleotides long. The record is from RefSeq and is a predicted model, not a curated record. Lineage: Eukaryota; Metazoa; Chordata; Aves; Gruiformes; Gruidae.
GUCCCCCCAAACGCUUCCCCGUGGCAGCGGUGGAUGAUAUCCUGAAGGAUGUGCUGGGAAGCUACCUGAGGGAGCAGAGCUACGAGCCGGCUCAGUGCAGGGACAUGGCGAAGGACAUGGCUGAGGUCAUUAAAGCUCAGGUAAAAGAGCUUAUGAUACCGAGAUACAAGAUUGUUGUGGUUAUACAUAUCGGGCAGCUGAACGAGCAGAGCAUGCAAAUUGGAAGCAGGUGCCUGUGGGAUCCUGAGAGUGACACAUUUUCGUCGUACGUGUUCAAGAACGCUUCGCUGUUUGCUCUUGCAAAUGUCUAUGCCAUCUAUUUUGAAUAA